ACAGUCGUAAAAAGUGAUCAAGGCCUUAAGUGACCUUUGAGAUCUAGCCUACCAAACCUCCAACUCUCAUAUCUGCAAAUGAUAAAGGUCUUACGUGAGUGAGGUUCGCAAACAACGCGACUGAAUAUAACAAAAUAAGGCAUGUUGUCCUUCAUUUCCUGGUUUGUUCCAAGUGUUCCUACAUGGCUAACACCAAGUGCUAUUCCUUUACAUAGUGUUUUACAAGGGCUUGUGGGUGCUUGUGGAAUCUGGGUUCUCCGUAACCUUUUAAAAACAUACUUGUUUGUUGAGGCACAGAGUAUUGCAGAUCCUGAAACAGACCUUAAACAAAAGAACAGACUUAAUGGUGGACUAACAGAGAAAAUCCAGUUCUGGAUCCUUACAGUGGUUCUUUCCGUUGUGGGGUCCCGUGUUGCAUCACUGGUAGUUUUAGAAUUCUCUCUUAGAGCCAUUUCAGGACGGAUCACAGGAGGAUCAGACUCGAUAAUUGACCCAUUGUUACUGCUGUUUGUCCAGUGCCAGUUCUCUUUGGGCUGCGCACUAACCUGCAGCCUUAAUUUCCUCCAUGAGGGGGCGCCGCAAGGCUGGCUAAGCCUCCUCCUUGCAGUUGGACUAAGCUGGUUCUUGGCAAGCCGAUGCAGCAAAGUUUGGAGACAUGUAAAGACAAUGUAUCCAAUACAUAGUGCACAGCGCUAUUGUGGACUUUGCAUUGGACUCUUAACCACUGGCACUUAUAUAUUAACCUGGCUCUGUAUUGCCCUAAUUAUAACAUUUAGUGUGUCUGGAAUCGCUGCCAUAUCAAACAUAAACCAACACUUUCUGUCAACCAGUGAGGCUCUACGAUUUUGGACCCCACUCACAAUCUGCUACACUCUACUGGUUGUGUAUAUGAAUGAGGAUCGCCAUCAACAGCCUGGCCAGCAGAUUCUCAAUACAGUUGUUGUGCGACUGGGUGGCCUUUUCGUGUUACUAAUUACAGUGGGCAGGUGGUCAGAUGUACUCCAUGUUCUAAUCUGUUUCAUUGGUGAAGCUGCAUCCCUGUUACCAUCUCAAGACCUUUUGGAAGCCAUAUAUCAGCAUGCCACCUACGUGCCUAAAGGCCCAUUAAAAAGACCUGGAAACUGGGGAGAACAAAAGAAACUGGAAAAAUUUGACUGAUCUUGGAUAAAAAUCACUUAACCUGAGCUAUAUAUUCUCUACAAAAUACAAACAUUGCUGCUUCAAUAAAUACCAUCUAGGCUGUAAACACAACCCCACAAGGGUCUGUGUUUUGUCUAAAAAAAGUGUACAUUUAAGUAUUUAAGAGAUAUGCUAUUCUGUCCUUAAAUAAAUGCAUUACUCCCUCAAUAUUUUAGUACUGCAUGAAAUGAAGGCCUUUUAUCAUAAUAUAUACAGCCAUUCACUGUAUAUAGGCCUAUAUGGUGAAUUGAAUUCCCUCUACACCUAGCUCAAUAGCCUAUACAUUAUUUAUAAUCCGAGUUCUCUAAUUCAAUUCUUGUCACAAUAUUAAUUUUGGAUUAUCUAUGAUGACUUGGUUUGAGCAAAUAGUUGUAUUCAGAAGUCACCCAAGCAUUAUAAAAGAAAAUACAACAAAAACAGUUCAAAGCAGCAAUUACACUUUUAUAUUACACAACAUAAUUACGUAGUGGCUUUUAACAUCUUUUGAGCCCUAUAACAUUUAAGUUCCGUCAAUUCCUUGUAAGCAGCACCCAAGCGCUAAAGAACUUAAACUGAACUUGAACCCAAAAUAGCUCCACUGGAAACAAAAUGGCCGCGGCGCUGUCAUUUCUUUUGUUGUGCUGGUUUUUGUCUACACUCGGCUAUGCUCAAAAUGGCGUCAUAUUUAAAAAAAAACAUUCUUUUGGUAACUGGCGCCAAAAAGUAACAACUGAACAAUCAAGAACAUCGAGUGUGUGAUCUGUUUUGUGAGCGUAAAUCGCUUUGGUCUGGUAUUUAAUCUGUGGGUGUUUAAUUCUUCACGGUAAGGCUAUGCAAGAUGUUUUCAUUCGCUCAGACAUACAUGGACAAAACAUUUCUCUCAAACGCAUUCCACAUUUUGUCCUUUUGUAAAUUUUUGUUUACAAACCCGUCGUUUCCUCUGUCGAACAAAUAGAUUACAAUUAUUUUUUUUAGUAACUUAGUAAAGCAGUAAAUGUCUUCUUGUCCUUAGAAGUUUGCCACACCGUCUUGAAUUGUUUAGGAGCGGAGAAAAAAGAAACAUUUGGUGUCCAAGUAUCCAAGGGAUUAAUUUAUUGUAUAACAUGCAACCAUACUGUAUAGGCCUAAAUUGCGCAUUUGUAUUUCCAUUGUGCAAUUAAUCCCAAAUCCAAUCCCAAAAGCACUGUCAAAGAAUUACAUUUUAUUAGUUCAAUUCCAUAAAUAAUAAGGAUUUAGGCAGAUCCAGAAAGUCCAUGCAAUUCCCGUGAAGACUCAAGACUGAAUCUGAAGAUUAGUAUGUGGCUUGCUUGAGAACCAGCUCCACCUCAGUACAAGUUCCAGAAUUUUCUGCCAGUCAGAGGGU
Messenger RNA from Ctenopharyngodon idella (grass carp), 2521 nucleotides. RefSeq names its product transmembrane protein 82 (gene tmem82). The transcript has 7 exons. Bases 142 to 1158 code for a protein of 338 amino acids. The record is from RefSeq and is a predicted model, not a curated record. NCBI's taxonomy places the organism in Eukaryota, Metazoa, Chordata, Actinopteri, Cypriniformes, Xenocyprididae.